CUUUUUUUUCCUUUCGAUAUAGACCAACCAUUAAGAGAUAGAUAGAUCGAUGGCGCCGAUUCCUUGUUUGAAGGGUUGUGGCUUCUUCGGCGAUCCAGAACAGCGCAAUCUUUGUUCCCAGUGCUACAAAGAUGAGAUCCUUGCGUCAGUGAGAGCAUCAAUCCAAGAUCAAAUCAAUCGUGAGAUGGCGAUGAUGAAUCUGAAAGCAGAACCACUGGUACCAUUGCCGCCGAUUAAGACGAAGAUAGUGACGAAGACCACGAAGCGGUGUGAAUCUUGCAAGAAAAAGAUAGGGUUGACGGGUUUCAUCUGCAAGUGCGGCGGUGAGUUUUGCUCGACUCAUCGGCUGCCGGAGGUGCAUCAUUGUUCUUUUGAUUUCAAGGGUUUUGGUAGGAAAGCCAUUGCCAAGGAUAAUCCAGUAGUCAAGGCUGAUAAAGUUUAUAAGAUUUGAGAGUACUUUUCAUGGGAUUUGUAAUAAUUCAUAAUUCCUUAAUUUCUUUUUCUUCUUCAACGCGUGUGUUGUGAUUGAGAGUGACUCUGUAUAUAAUUUUAAAG
Molecule: messenger RNA, 555 nt
Organism: Dioscorea cayenensis subsp. rotundata (Guinea yam)
Lineage: Eukaryota; Viridiplantae; Streptophyta; Magnoliopsida; Dioscoreales; Dioscoreaceae
Product: zinc finger A20 and AN1 domain-containing stress-associated protein 1-like
Exons: 2
Coding region: 50-451 (133 amino acids)
Molecular function (GO): DNA binding; zinc ion binding
Source: RefSeq, a predicted model, not a curated record